Molecule: messenger RNA, 3867 nt
Organism: Entamoeba invadens IP1
Lineage: Eukaryota; Evosea; Mastigamoebida; Endamoebidae
Product: protein serine/threonine kinase, putative
Exons: 1
Coding region: 1-3867 (1288 amino acids)
Biological process (GO): protein phosphorylation
Molecular function (GO): protein kinase activity; ATP binding
Source: RefSeq, a predicted model, not a curated record
AUGAAUGUGCUGCUUAUCUUUCUUAUUUUCGUUGUUUCAAGUGGUAUAUUAAAGGAAGAUUGUCCUUCGCAAAGCACAGUCACAAACGCAGAUGUAACAUGGGAAGGUGUGUGCUCAAUCAAUGGUGAUAUUUCAGUGAGAGACACUGGAAUUAUUCGUGUUGUAUCAAACAGUGUUUUGACCCCAACUGGAGGGCUUUACGUCACGAACAAAGGCAAAAUGUAUAUGAGUGGGGAGAGUACCAUUAAUGCAUUAAAUAGUUACUUUAGAGACACUUCUUAUUUUUAUAUGAACGACAACUCGACUAUAACAACGGAAACUGUGACUUCUAAUUACUAUGGAAACAUAAAUUUAGAAGAUAAUUCCUCAUUAAUUGUUUUAAAAGGGUUUCAAUUGUAUGACUACAGUACUUUGGCAAUCAGUAACAACGCAUUAAUCAAAGUUACAGACUUUUCUGUGUAUAAUAACAUCGCAAUAACAAUGAAUGGAAGCGAUAUGGUUCAAGCAGUGGAAGCUACCACUUUUCUCUGUAAAACAAACUCCACUCUAUAUACUACUGGGACUAAUUAUUUUAUUAUAAAUAUAACUACACUGGAUGUUGGGUGUAUAAUCAAUUCAACAAGAACAAUAAAAGACACUCCAAUCUUCUUUACUGACACACUAACAUUAAAUUCACUUGAAAUUAAGAGCAGUUUGGAAUUUAAUUUGGCUUAUGUCAGAAACGGAUUUACUCAACAAAUUGUUGGAACCACUUUACUUGAAGAUGGGAAGCUUGUGAGAUAUGGAACUUCAAAGACGGUUUACUGCCAUUUAUAUGGUAAAAUAAUAAAACAAGGUAAUUUUAUAGAAGAGUACUGUCCUUCGAGUGAAGACGAGUGGUAUGUCGUUCCAAAGACUUCACAAGUUGUUAUUGAGUCCAUUUUCAGUGCAAAAAGUUCGAAUAAAAAAUCGAGACAUCACUUAAAGAGUGUGAGUAAUGUAUUAAGUGUUGCUGGAUAUAACAUACUCUUAGACGAUGUCGAUGAUGUUGUCUUGGAUAUUAAUGUAGACUCGGAAGUUGCAGUAAAUGUCACUUCAGUAUCCAAGAGUGUAUUUAUAGCAAGUAAAAAUGGGUUUAUAUUUGGUACAACAGUGUGUUAUAUUGGUCAAGUGACUAAUAAUGUGUUUCAGUGUAACCGGCUCAAAGAGUGUUACGAAGGAAAAUUUGAUUUGACACUACGGCUGUGUUCUCCAUGCACUGAUUUAAAAUGCAAAAAGUGUAUGAGUGUCGAGAGCACUUCAACAUCUGGGGAAUGUGUUCAGUGUGUAGAUGGAUAUCUAUUAAACGAUGGAAAUUGUGAAGAAGAUGCUUUCUGUAUUUUUGCAGAAAAGAAUGUUUGUUUGAAGUGUAAAGAAGGAAAGUCUUUGCUUGAUGGGAAAUGUGUUAAUAUCACAAACAAUUGUUUGGUGACGGGAAGUACUGUAUCAGAAUGCCAAAUAUGUGAACCAAACUCGAUGUACAUAAAUAGAAAUGGCAAGUGUGAAGAAGUAGAUAACACAAUAAAGGAUCAUACAGUAUCUUCUGUAUUAUCAUGUUCUUCCCAGUAUUAUAUAAAUGGGACUUCUUGCACUUUAUGCCCAGAGAAUUGUAUACAAUGUACUCAAACAACGUGUUUACAAUGUGCAAAUGGUUAUGAGAUGUUUCCACACAACAAAUGUGUUCUAAAGACAUGCGGACAAGAUAUCUACAAAUCAAGUGAUGUGAAUGGGAGGUGUGUCACUGAGAUAUCCAAUUGUAAACAAAUAGAAAAUGGACUAUGUGUUGAAUGUAAAGAAAGUUACAUAUUAAAUAAUGGGAUGUGUACUUCAGAACAAAACAAAGAGUGUAGUGUUCAGAAUUCAUAUGGGUGCAUUCGAUGCAUUGACAAAAUGUAUUCAAACGACAAGAACAAAUGCGAGUUGUGCGAUUCCUCAUGUCUGACAUGUUCGUCCAUAUCGACUCAAUGCCUUUCUUGUCCUUCGGGCACUUAUAUCGACGAAAACACGUGUAAAUCAAAUUCUGAAUUACAAGGGAAGUGCAAAACAUUUUCUUUAACAGGUAAUGGAUGUUAUGAAUGUGAAGACGGGUAUUACAGAAGCGAUCUGGAUUGCAAAAAUUGUUCUGAAAGUUGUUCCACUUGUAACAAUGCAGAAAGAUGUUUGACGUGCAGUUCAGCUUAUUACAUGUCAAGUGACAAUGAAUGUCUCAUGAUGUCUUCUCUCAUAGGUUGUGGAGUUGAAGUUACCCAAAGUGGGUGUUCCAAGUGUGCGUUGGGGUUUUACACUUACAAAAACAAUCAGUGCAAAUCGUGUAACUCCUGUUGUACAGAAUGUUAUUCUGCUUUAGAGUGCACCAAAUGUUUAGAUGGUUUUAUUUUAGUUGACAGUACAUGUAACUCACUUUCUAAUGUUCAAAAGUGUCUUCAAAUUGGUGAUUCCAAAUGUUCAAAAUGUUCUUUUUGGUAUUCUCCAAGUAGUGAAGGUACUUAUUGUUUAAAGAAAGCGGAGUGGUGGGUCAUCACCUUAAUAGUAAUAGUCGUGUUAUUUUUUAUUGUAAUUAUCUGUAUACUUCUCUAUUACUUCACCGUUCAUGUUGUAAAGGCAAUUCACCUCAAAAAGAUUCAAAAAGACUUUAACAUCUUUAAAAUCGAGACAUCCAAUAUACAAUUCAACACAUUAAAAAAUGGGAUAGUUGUGAAUCUCACCGAAGUCGAUUUUAAUCGCGAUAAAGAAGAGAUUCCAAUCUGCCAAGAGACUUCCCAACCAAUAUGUGUUGGAAAUAUUUCAACAAAACUCAUGAAGGUGCAGUUCAGUAUUAAAGAGUCUGAAGAAAAAUACUCUCUCCGAGUUUUUCCUGCCAUAGUGCUGCUCAAGAAAGGGGAGGCUUGUGAGUUUCAACUGAACAUCACUCCAAAUUACACUUCUACAAUUAAAGGAACUAUAAUUAUAGUUUCACAAGAUGUUAAAAGUGGAGAAGAGACACUCAACACAAUUUCUAUUCAAGCAGAAACAGUUCUAUCAACCCGCCUUGAUCCAAACGAGUUGAAUGAAGAGAAACAAAUUGGUGAAGGUGGCUUUGGCAUAGUUUUCAUGGGGACUUAUAGAAACAACGUUGUAGCCAUAAAGAUGAUGAAGCAAGGGAAUGAGACUUCUGAGACAAACAGUGAGUUUGAGAAUGAAGUAUUGAUGUUAGACAAAUUCCGGUGUGAUUACAUCGUUCAUUUCUAUGGCGCAGUCUUUAUACCAACAAAGAUUUGUAUGGUGACUGAAUUUGCUCCGUACGGUUCUUUAAGUGAUCUUAAAAAGAAGAAAAAGAUAACAGAAGUUGAUAUGAAAAUGCGGAUAAAGUUUUGUUUAGAUGCUGCAAAAGGGAUACAAUAUUUACAUACCAAUGGGAUAUUACACAGAGAUAUUAAGCCAGACAACAUUCUUAUUGUGUCACUCGAUAAUAACAUCGCAGUAAAUGGCAAAUUGACUGACUUCGGAUCUUCAAGAAACAUUAACAUGUUGAUGACUAACAUGACUUUCACUAAAGGUAUAGGCACUCCUGUUUAUAUGGCUCCUGAAAUACUCGACAAAAAGAAAUAUAAAAAGCCGGCUGAUGUCUAUUCGUUUGCAAUAACAGUCUAUGAGUGUUUAGGCUGGUGUAAUGCAUAUCCUAUUUCAGAGUUUAAGUUCCCGUGGAGUAUUGCAGAGUUCGUGACCUCCAAAAAGCGUCUUUCCAAGACUGUUGAAAUGACAACUGAAAUGUUUGAGUUAAUCAAGAGUAUGUGGCCUCAAGAUCCCAAAGACCGGAUAACAAUGGAAGAAAUUGUUGAUGGCCUCAAUCAAUUGUUCGUGUGUUAUUGA